GCGCGUGCACUUGCGCACGCACGCUGGACAGCCCUCUCUCCUCCUCGCGCUGGUGGCAGACCUACACAGUGUCGUGGCGUUUAGGGUGCUUGAGUGUCCGCACCAACUCUGUCACAGCGAGAGCCGCGGCUUCAGCCCCAGCUGUCCACAAACCGAGAGCAGGUUGUAGUACGCGAACAGCGAAGCGAAGGAAAAGAAAAGUAGUUGUUGAGGAAGGGAAACAGGUCGGAGGGAUAUUUCAGGUGCACUUUAUUAGCAGACUUUGAUAGGUCGUUUGCUCCGCGUAUUACCGGACGGGAGAUACCAGAAGUAGAAAGGAAAACGAGUUGGACGUUUCCUUUCUUCCGCAAAAAAAGAGAUGGCAUCAACUGAGUCGCGGCUCCAGCAGCAGCCCUCGCAGAAGGAUGCAGCCGACCAGAACUUUGACUACAUGUUCAAGCUGCUGAUCAUUGGCAACAGCAGCGUGGGGAAAACUUCCUUCUUGUUCCGCUAUGCCGACGACUCCUUCACCUCCGCUUUCGUCAGCACCGUGGGCAUUGACUUCAAGGUCAAGACUGUCUUCCGCAAUGACAAGAGGAUCAAGUUGCAGAUCUGGGACACGGCAGGGCAAGAACGCUAUCGCACCAUCACCACAGCCUACUACAGAGGAGCCAUGGGCUUCCUGCUCAUGUAUGAUAUCACUAACCAGGACUCCUUCAACGCAGUUCAGGACUGGGCAACACAAAUCAAGACAUACUCGUGGGACAAUGCUCAGGUGAUCCUGGUUGGUAACAAGUGUGACCUGGAGGAUGACAGGCUUAUACCCACAGAGGAUGGCCAGCGACUGGCUGAGGAGCUAGGUUUUCAGUUCUUUGAGGCCAGUGCCAAGGACAACAUCAACGUCAAGCAGGUGUUUGAACGUCUAGUGGAUGUUAUCUGUGAGAAGAUGAACGAGAGCAUGGAAGGAGACGCCAACCUCAUAGCCAACCACAGCAACCAGGGCCUUAAAGACUCACCUUCAGAGAGCCACGGGGGCUGUGCUUGCUAAACCAUCUGCCUUCUUAGUCUCCCAACACACACACACACGCACACACACACACACGCACACACGCACACACACACACACUGAAGAAUAACUUGUCUGUGCCUCAACCAUGAAAAGUGCCGCACCUCCCCUUUCACUUGAGCCAUACCGAGCUCUGCCCCAUCCACACAGCACAGAUAAUCUUCAGCACAUCCUCCUCCUCCUCAGACCUGUCUUUCCUUCGAAGAGACCCACUCUGUCACUUUCUUUCUCUUAAGGGAGACUUUAAGCCGCCACAUACACCUCUUUGACUGCUGUAGCCCCAUUAACUACCACGUGAAAUCUAGUGAAACAUUUAUUCAGUGCAUUCAGUUUUCUUAGACAAAUAUUUUUAUAGACAGCAACAAGCUAGCUAUCAGUUUAUCUUGAAAAUUUUGAUUUGAUCGAUGAACUGUUUAAAUGUGUUAUACUGUAGAAACCAGUAAUGUCAAGUUCCAAUAGGACUUGUCUUCGGUCUAAUAUUUAUUAAGGUAUUGAUUUCUGAUGGAUUUUAGCAGCUCCGAGACGUUUUGUGCUUGAUGAGUCUUGUCCAGGAUGCUCCCCUCUAGGGACUGAUUAAAGGAAGGAAACAUGAAGGAGUCUUGCACAGCGUGCUGAAAGUUUUCAGCAUUGCCAACCCUCAAGGGCAAGUUUGACAAGAACUCUGCUUUCUUGUCAGGAGUAAAAAAAAAAAAAAAGUACCACUGCUGCAUAUGGUAAGUAAAACUACUGCCUAGAGCUGGUUAACUUAGCCAAGCAUAAAGACAUCGAUAUACUAAACUUCAUAUUCAAAACAUACUUAGACUCACUUAGAAUAUAGUAAGUCAGUAGAAGCGUAAUAACUACUGUACAAACACGUGUGACCAGUCUACUCCAGUCUAGAGCUUCCCUUCACCUCUUCUUCUUGCUGUUUACUAAAUGUCAGGUCUGCCACACAGUGUGAUGUACUAGUGUCAGCAAGCCCCUCAUGUGACAUGUCCUCUGUCCACCUUCUGUCUCACACACACAAACACACACAUAUUGCUCCCUUAACUGUAGCAUGGUACUGUGUUUAGUAGGUGAGCAGUUACAAUGUGGUGAAUUAUCUUUUUUUCCCUUUGUUUGUUACUGACACGACUGUUUUCAAGAAGUGCAGCACAUUAUGUGUGUUUGUGCCCAGAAAGGGGGACAACCACUGAUCUGUGAGGACGAUAAGUCCGGACACCAACCGUGCUGUUGCAACUAUCAGGAGGAACAGUGAGCCGGUGCAGAGCAUCACUUUAUUCCCCAUUACUGUUAUAAAUCAAUGUGAAUAAAAUGCAGUUUUAGAAUGACUCCACAUAAUUGUAUUUUAUACAUCUUGUUUUGUUCCUGCUGUUUGGACAAGAUUUCAGUGUUGAAAGGUCAGUUUGACCCUCCUGAAAGCGUCAUCCUGAUGGGAAAGAUUGAAAUUUGGAGCGUCUUUUGGAUUUCACCACAAAUCAGGGAUGGGAAUACAAGAAUUGUGUGUUGUUGUUUUGUUUUGUUUUGAAAUCUUUUUAUUUUUAUUAUUACCAUCCAUGUGCAGACUGUUGACUGUCAGUUAGUAUUAACCAUAGCCUCUGUACAGCGAUAGCAGCCUCACACUGCUAACUGCUGGUCAGCCCACUCCCUGCUACUGUACGAGCCUGCGGCCACUUAUCGCUCGUGUCAGCAUGUGCUGCUGAAUAGUGAUAUAGUUUGACAGGUAUUAGAUGUUAUCAUAUCACGUGUCUGUGGCAUGCUGCGCUUUGAUGCAGGGGUCUAAAAUAGGGAAGUUGUGUGCAAGAUCAGUAAUUCAUAACACUAUUUGUAUUAUAUCAUGCAGUUUUGCAGUGUAUUAAAAUGGCAUGCAAAAACCA
Molecule: messenger RNA, 2901 nt
Organism: Pundamilia nyererei
Lineage: Eukaryota; Metazoa; Chordata; Actinopteri; Cichliformes; Cichlidae
Gene: rab3db
Product: RAB3D, member RAS oncogene family, b
Exons: 5
Coding region: 359-1027 (222 amino acids)
Molecular function (GO): GTPase activity; GTP binding
Source: RefSeq, a predicted model, not a curated record